AUGAACAUCAACCAGCCCGCUGAACAAUACAUUGUUAUUCCUGGAUGGCCGAAACGAACCGCCGUCCGUGAUGUGGAGAGCCAAAGGUCAAGCCCUCCGGUCCGCCGACUGCCUGGAACAGGCUGGAUGCCGCCCAGAGUAAGGAACCACUUCAUUGCCAUGCUCGGAGAGUUUGUGGGAACGUGUUCUUUCCUGUUCUUUGCACUCUCCGCGGCACAGGUGGCAAACACAGUGGUCUCCAACAAUUCCGAGUCCAGCACGCCAACUACGCCUGACUUGCUCUUCAUAGCUUUGGGCUUCGGUUUCUCGCUUGCAGCCAACGUCUGGGUCUUCUUUCGCAUUAGCGGAGGUCUAUUCAAUCCCGCAAUAACGCUGGGCCUGUGCCUCAUUGGAGCUCUUGGCUGGGCCCGAGGCAGCUUCGUAUUCAUCACACAGAUCAUCGGAGGAAUAGCCGCGGCUGGCAUUGUAUCCGCCCUCUUUCCAAACGAGAUGAAGGUUCGAACAACGCUGAGUAGCGACACGUCGGUUGUACGGGGUCUCUUUAUCGAGAUGUUCCUGACUGCCAUGCUCGUUUUCACCGUCUUUAUGCUGGCUGCGGAAAAGCACAAGAGCACCUUCCUUGCGCCCAUCGGCAUCGGCUUGGCACUCUUCGUGGCUGAACUGUCAGGCGUCUACUUCACUGGAGGCAGUCUCAAUCCCGCACGCUCCUUCGGCCCAGACGUAGUACUCGGCAAUUUCGACGGCUACCAUUGGAUCUAUUGGCUUGGUCCUGCGUUAGGCUCCAUCCUUGCAGUCAUAAUGUACAGACUCAUCAAGUCACUGGAAUAUGAAACCGCCAACCCAGGCCAAGACUUCGACGAGAAUGAAACCAAAGCUUUCCAGCCCGCCAGCGACCCACCAGCAACUCGCGAGGACGUCAGACGCCCCGCUGCACCCAUGGUCCAAACAGAUGAACCUCCCACCAACAUCGCUCUGGUGCCCACGACUACGAACCAUUCCCACUCGGUAGCCGCUGAAGGCACGCCUGACAAACAUAAUGGAGAUUUCCACUGA
Molecule: messenger RNA, 1053 nt
Organism: Lasiodiplodia theobromae
Lineage: Eukaryota; Fungi; Ascomycota; Dothideomycetes; Botryosphaeriales; Botryosphaeriaceae
Product: Major intrinsic protein
Exons: 3
Coding region: 1-1053 (350 amino acids)
Biological process (GO): transmembrane transport
Cellular component (GO): plasma membrane
Molecular function (GO): water channel activity
Source: RefSeq, a predicted model, not a curated record